GAAACAAAGCUCGAUUACUAGCUAGGGUAAGUUACAGCACUAGUGUUGCGAUUACUGAAGUUGUUCAGGUGUUUAACUUUAUCUUGUCCAGCUCAUUUUAUAUAUAGCUUAUUUAAAUAUAUUUUAUUAAUGUUACACACUUGACAAGACUGAAAACGAUGUCACAUUUUAGUUGCUGGUACAGAAGCAACAUGCCAUUUGUUAGCCGAGCUGUAAGUUAACGUUAAGUAAUGACAGGUUAACUUAAAGCUAUAAUAUCGUUGAAUGUGGAGACAGAAAGCUGUUCAAAAACAGUGUCUGUUUAUGUAUAACAGUAGUGAAGAUCGACGCACUAGUUUGCCUUUAUCAGCAUGUCUUACUUGGAGUGGGCUGAGUCUCAGCUUGCAGAGAUGGAGCUGCUGAGCAGCAUGUUUCCCACCCAGGAGGAGCUGGAGAUCACAGACCAGCUGGCACUAGCUGAGCUCAGGGCCUAUGUGGAGGGCUCAGAUUCAACAGACAGCCCUCCUCCUUCCAGACCUCAGUUUCUCAUCAAACAGAAGCUGGACACUGCAAGCAUUGAGAGGACGGACGUCAUUCUAUCAUGUGCUUAUCCAUCCGAAUAUCCCAGUGUGUUACCAGAGAUAACAGUCCGGUGUGCUGGUCUCAGCAGGACCCAGCAGACACAGCUCCACACAGAUCUCAACGCAUACCUCAUGGAAAACUGCCAGGGGGAAGUAUGUGUGCUCUCUGCUGUGGACUGGGUGAAAGACAACCUGCAGCUCUUCAUCAAUAAGAGAUUAUCAGCAGCACUAGUUCCUAAGAAAGAGUCUGCAUCUUCACAGCCACAGGAAGUGUUCAGCCGACUGUGGAUUUACAGUCACCACAUCUACAACAAGACAAAGAGGAAGAACAUCUUGGAGUGGUCCAAGGAGCUGGCCCUGUCGGGAUUUAGCAUGCCUGGGAAGCCUGGUAUUGUGUGUGUGGAAGGUCCUCAAUCUGCCUGUGAGGAGUUCUGGUCCAGAGUGAAGGUUCUGACAUGGAAGAAGAUCAUGAUUCGACAUAGAGAGGAUAUUCCCCUUGAUCGUCAGGGCGAGGACAGCAGGACUGUUGAAAGUAUAGACUCCCUGCGCAAAUUCACAGGCUUUGAAGAGGCGAUGUUUGACCCCCAUGGGAACAGAGGUAAUCACAUGGACCUUGGGCAGCUCUACCAGUUCUUAAAUGAGAAAGGGUGUUGUGAUGUCUUUCAGAUAUAUUUUGGCAUUGAAGGGAGGUAGUGGUCAGACCUAGAGAAUAAAUAUACAUAGGUAUUUGACUGGUGCCUUGUCAUUGAAGUCAUUUCUCCUGAAAGUGUUAACUUAAAAAUGGAAAUGCAUUCAUUAAUGCACACAAAUAGAUUGUGAGCAUGUGGUAACAUGUGUCUGAUAAACUGAAAUAAAUAAAUUGCCUUUUUGUGGAUGUUGCUUAGCCGUUACACCUGGGACCUCAUUGGGAUAAAAGGCAGAAAGAACAUUUCUGCAAUUGUUUUCACAAUUCACUUUUUAGCUAAUAGGCAUAUUUUUCAAAAAGAAGCAUUAAAAAUGUAUUUUUCUGAGAGUUUUCUUAAGGACCUGUUAUAUUUGCAAUUUUAAUACUCCUGCAUGUGCCACAGAUCACACCUUACCCUAGGCGUUUCUUUCCUCAAAUGGUACCACUGUGUAUUACUACCAGGCUAUUAUAGGAUUUUCAGGUCUGAUACCACAUUAAUAAUUGAACAACAUAGUCAACAAUUUGCUAGAUAUCUGUUUAUGAAAUCUGUUGAUUUUCCUCUUAUGAAUUAUAGAUAACAUUACUGUGGACAGUCUCCAAUUUUCUUUGAAUGAUUAGUUGUUAGAUAAAUUGUGCAUAAUUAUGGAUUACACUCUGGCAAUUAAAAUUAACAAGACUGACCCUCCCAAGACUGAGAUGGAAAUUUUCAAAACAUUCAUAAAGAUUUUUAUGUGGAUUUUGUUCCUCUGGGUUUCAGUGUAAAUGUGAUUAUUUCAAAUAUAUGGUAUGUAUGGAUAUUUUAUAGGUGAUUUUAUUAGCAAAGUGGACUCCUUGCAUACAGUAAGCACUCAUAUACUGUAUAUUUGUCCAUUAUCAGUUCAUACCAUUGUUGUCACAUACACACACAUAUUAUUACAAAACUUGUAAGAUGGGGGGUAGUAAUAACAAGGACACAACUUGAAGACAAAUAUAAUGUUCAGUAGUUAUAGGCAUUGGAUUGAAUUUACUUGCAAACUUGCUUUGUCUACAUUUCCCAGCAGAUGGCAGCAUCAUAUAAUUAAAAGUCAGAAAAUAUGGCAUCCUUAGAUGUAACCUGCUAUUUCUGGAUGUUAACAUGUUUAAACCUAAUACAAUACAUAAUCUGGAUGAUUUGGUCCAAAACAAUUUCAGCUGUAAUUUGAAUCAAAUAUGAA
Messenger RNA from Siniperca chuatsi (mandarin fish), 2417 nucleotides. RefSeq names its product RWD domain containing 2B (gene rwdd2b). The record is from RefSeq and is a predicted model, not a curated record. Gene Ontology annotation, molecular function: protein binding. Lineage: Eukaryota; Metazoa; Chordata; Actinopteri; Centrarchiformes; Sinipercidae. The coding region runs from base 351 to 1253 and encodes 300 amino acids. The transcript is spliced from 4 exons.